AUGACUGAGAUCAAUGCUAAGAAAGAGAGUUGGAGAAUCAUGGUUAGGGUUGUUCAUUUGUGGAUGAUAUCUAAUGUUUCAACUACCAAACAAACAUUUAGCAGCAAAAUACCAUUAUCCAUGGAGACGGUGCUGGUGGACUCAAAGACUCUCAUUUAUAAGUUUGACAAAACCUUACAAGAAGGGAAAGUAUACUCUAUUCAAUUUUUUGGUGUUGUUGACAAUGGAGGUAUAUAUAGAAUCAUCCUCCACAAGUACAAAAUUAUGUUUCAGUACUCCACUAAGGUUGCAUUGGUGGACAAUGCAAGUGUUCCAGACUCUGUGUAUGAUUUUAUACCUAUAAGAGACAUUGUUUGUGGUGGUUAUGACACUGAUUAUUUAGUUGAUGUCAUGGGUAUUUUGACAAGUGUUGGGACUGAAAGAGAAAAUGAAAGAAACGCAAUGAGAACAAAGAUGAAUGUCAUCGAAAUAAAGGAUGAUGGGUUUAACAGAGAGUGUACUUUGUUUGGUCCAUUUGUGGAUGAACUUAAUGCAUUUCUUGCAUUUGGAGUAGUUGAAAAUGUUGUUGUAAUAGUUCAUCUAGCCAAAGUGAAGUGUUUCCAAGCCUUAUGUUGUAGGAUGCUUCAGGAUAUGAAUUCACCAUGUGUAAGUUUGAGUCAACUUAGUAAUGAUGCAGUUAGUGCGGAGGUUGAUUUUCUUGAAGUUACACCAAAGAAAAAGAUUGAACGGAUUAAAGAUUGCAAGGAGGUAAUAAUGUGA
Glycine soja is the source of this 759-nucleotide messenger RNA. Its product is annotated as replication protein A 70 kDa DNA-binding subunit A-like. Bases 1 to 759 code for a protein of 252 amino acids. NCBI's taxonomy places the organism in Eukaryota, Viridiplantae, Streptophyta, Magnoliopsida, Fabales, Fabaceae. The record is from RefSeq and is a predicted model, not a curated record. The transcript has 5 exons.